AGAAACAAACUAAAAUCUUUUUCAUAAGUCUUCUUAUUAUUGCAUGUAAAGAAAGUCAAAAUGUUUUCUACUGCUUUCUUUGCGCUUUCUGCAAUAAUUUUUCUCUUUGAACCACGUGUCUCCAUGGCAACUGAACCCGUUUGUUCUAAGUUUUCGUACGAAGAAAAACUCCUUGAGAAAAUGAUACGCACAGAGAUUAAAGUAGAAACAAUGCAGAACGAAAUAAAGAAUACGGAAGAAACUGUCUUAAAUACUCUUUUAGACAUUGAGAAAACAGCUGCUGAGAAUCAAAAUAAGAUCGACGACUUUAGAAAUAAUCUAACGGGAGAGAUUGGGACUCAAUUUGAGGAAUUGCAGGAGAAAGAAGAACUGUUUGAAGUCAAAUUUGAAGAGCUGAAAAACAACUUCAAGAAAGAAAUGAAGAACGAAGUAAACAUCCUGGCUGAAACUAAAAAAACGAUACUACAGCCGACUGUCACAUUCCUUGCUCACGAUGUCAAAGAUUUGAUACUUGACCGUACGCACGAGAUCCUUGUAUUUCAAAAGGUAAUAGCAAACGAGGGAUCAGGAUAUAACAAUGCCACAGGAGUCUUCACAGCGUCUAUUGAAGGCGUGUACCUGUUUACUGUCCAUGUCUGUGCUUCAUAUAAAAAAUACUCGACUAUCGGACUGGCCUUAGAUGGUACAUUUGUUUCGAAAUCGAUAAAUUACAAUAGUCAAGGAUAUAGUUGUGGAUCGGUAUCGGCCAUUGUUCCAAUGGAAAACGGAAGACAGGUCUGGGUAGCAAGUACAUACGGAAGUACCGGUCACGUGUUAGCUGGAGAGGAUACUUAUGUUAUGAACACAUUCAGUGGAGUUCUUAUAAGUAAAUAGAUAUCGAAAGAAAUUUACAACAGUUGAUAAGAUAUUUAAGCAUAUUAAGACUUCCUAUAUGUGAUAAAAUAUGCAAGCCUAUAGAGACCGUA
Ruditapes philippinarum (Manila clam) is the source of this 965-nucleotide messenger RNA. RefSeq lists its product as uncharacterized. The record is from RefSeq and is a predicted model, not a curated record. Lineage: Eukaryota; Metazoa; Mollusca; Bivalvia; Venerida; Veneridae. Gene Ontology annotation, molecular function: protein binding. The coding region runs from base 61 to 873 and encodes 270 amino acids. The transcript has 3 exons.